Chrysochloris asiatica (Cape golden mole) is the source of this 555-nucleotide messenger RNA. It is a transcript of the gene NDUFAF3, whose product is annotated as NADH dehydrogenase (ubiquinone) complex I, assembly factor 3. Gene Ontology annotation, cellular component: mitochondrial inner membrane. The record is from RefSeq and is a predicted model, not a curated record. Lineage: Eukaryota; Metazoa; Chordata; Mammalia; Afrosoricida; Chrysochloridae. Gene Ontology annotation, biological process: mitochondrial respiratory chain complex I assembly. The transcript is spliced from 5 exons. Bases 1 to 555 code for a protein of 184 amino acids.
AUGGCCGCUGCCUGCGCGCUUCGGAUCUUGUACCGGACAAGACCAGCGUUGCGCUGUGUGCCAACGGAGCUGCAAUGGAUUCCACGGCGUGCUUAUCGGCUUACGCCGACGGACGACGAGCUGUACCAGCGGACGAGCAUCUCACUGCUGCAACGCGAGUCACCGCACAGCAUGUAUAUCGACAGCUACAGCAGCCGGGGCUUCACCGUUAACGGAUACCGCGUGCAUGGCCCCUGCGCGCUGCUCCCGCAGUCCGUGGUGCAAUGGAACGUGGGAUCCCACCUGGAUAUCACAGAAGAGAGCUUCGCCCUCUUCUGGAUGCUGGCGCCCCCAAUAGAGAUUAUUGUGGUUGGCACAGGAGACCGGAUGGAGAGGCUGCAGCCCAAAGUGCUUCGAGCCAUGAGGGAGCGCGGCAUUGCAGUGGAAGUGCAGGACACGCCUAAUGCUUGUGCCACCUUCAACUUCCUGUGUCAUGAAGGCCGGAUAACAGGAGCUGCUCUUAUCCCCCCACCUGGAGGGGCUACUCUCAUGUCUCUGGCCCAGUCUACAGAAUGA